CCGGCUCCUCCCCUUCAGUCUUGCACAGGUGUACCGGCUCCUCCCAUUCAGUCUUGCACAGGUGUACCGGCUCCUCCCCUUCAGCCUUGCACAGGUGUACCGGCUCCUCCCCUUCAGUCUUGCACAGGUGUACCGGCUCCUCCCCUUCAGUCUUGCACAGGUGUACCGGCUCCCCCUCUUCAGUCUUGCACAGGUGUACCGGCUCCUCCCCUUCAGUCUUGCACAGGUGUACCCGCUCCUCCCAUUCAGUCUUGCACAGGUGUACCGGCUCCACCCCUUCAGUCUUGCACAGGUGUACCGGCUCCUCCCCUUCAGUCUUGCACAGGUGUACCGGCUCCUCCCCUUCAGUCUUGCACAGGUGUACCGGCUCCUCCCCUUCAGUCU
Messenger RNA from Staurois parvus, 384 nucleotides. Lineage: Eukaryota; Metazoa; Chordata; Amphibia; Anura; Ranidae. The record is from the annotation of a GenBank genome assembly.